Messenger RNA from Clonostachys rhizophaga, 1152 nucleotides. Lineage: Eukaryota; Fungi; Ascomycota; Sordariomycetes; Hypocreales; Bionectriaceae. The record is from the annotation of a GenBank genome assembly.
AUGGGAGUCGCAAAAUUUACAAGCCCAGUGUCCUGGGGUCGGGGAUUAGGCCUAAGCUCCGGGCAACGCGAACCAGAGUAUCACCUGCUGGCGCCUUUCGAUGCCAUGCCUCAGCAGAUAACCGGACGCACAGUUUGGACCAAGGAAGAUCUGGAGUCCGAGCCUGGCCGCUGGCUGCGAACUUUCUCCGAGGACGAGAUCCGACAGGUUGAACAAGCGAUAAAGCAGGUUGAAACGCGAAAUCUGCAGCUUUCAGAGGUUCAUCGAGAUACUUUUCCCUUGUCUGCCGAGUUCACGGCAGAAUUGGAGAAGGUGCGCAAUGAGCUUAUCAAUGGCAUCGGCUUUGUUCUGCUCCGUGGACUUCCUGUCCAGAAAUGGACGACCCGGCAAUCUUCCAUUGCGUAUCUCGGUCUGGGUUCCUACAUCGGUCGUCGCUUGAGCCAGAACCGUCAGGGUCACAUGUUGGGCCACAUCAAGGACCUCGCGGAAGGGAAAGAGGUCAACGGUGAAGGCCGAAUCUACCGCACGCAAAAGGCACAGACUUAUCACACCGAUGAGAGUGACAUUGUCGGCUUGCUCUGCUUGCACCAAGCCAUGGAGGGGGGAGAAUCACAAGUCGUUUCCAGCCAUCACAUUUACAACGUUUUACGCAAGGAGCGUCCGGACGUGCUGGAACAACUGUGCAUGCCGCAUUGGUUUUAUGAUCGAAAGGGCGAAACCAGCGAGGGAGAAAAUGAGUGGAUGAGAACGCCAGGCUACUAUUACUAUAAAGGCAAGCUCAGCAUGAAAUGGGACUCGUACUAUGUUGGCGCAUUGCAGAGGUUCUGGGAGGCUGGGCUUCUGCCCAAGUACACCGAGUCUCAGGAUGAAGCGAUGGCCGUCAUGGAGGACAUGUGCCACCGUCUGUGUCUUGAGAUGACUCUGCAGCAAGGCGACGUUCAGUUUGUAACUAACACCCAUAACUUGCACGCACGAUCGGCCUACAAAGACGACAACGAUGCAAGUAAGAAACGCUGGCUGCAACGUCUUUGGCUGGCAACGUCGGAUGUUGAGGGUGGUUGGCCAUUGCCAUUUGCCGAUUCUGACUAUGUGAAGCGUGGAGGUGUGCAAGUCAACAACACACCUGAGUCUUAUCCCCUCGAAGCAGAAUAA